Saccostrea echinata is the source of this 1041-nucleotide messenger RNA. RefSeq lists its product as uncharacterized. The record is from RefSeq and is a predicted model, not a curated record. NCBI's taxonomy places the organism in Eukaryota, Metazoa, Mollusca, Bivalvia, Ostreida, Ostreidae. Bases 1 to 1041 code for a protein of 346 amino acids. The transcript has a single exon.
AUGGCUAUAGGGCAAAAAAGGUUAGCACUAUUUCAGAAACUAGAACAUUUUUACAACAUGGGUGUUGCUUGUCUUCUUCAUAGUUCAUCUCUCAGAGAAAUACUUAACUCUGCCAUUUGCGAUCCAUUCCUUACAGUACAGACAGAAGAAAAUCAAAUCAAGUCAGAGACGGAGAUAGAUAUUGCUUGUUUCAAGGAAAUUUAUUCAGAUUCAAAUUUCAGAGUCAAAGAGUUUCGGGCAAAUAUGGCGAAAUUAAACAAAAUAAAUAUGCUACUGGUAUCCAAAGGCUGCAGAAAUUUUAUAUUACAGAAAUUUAUGGCAGACGUCCUCAUAUCAACUGCUAUGUCAGUAAAGCUUGAAUGCUCAUCUGGUACUAAUAGGAAACGCUAUCAUAAUUCUGGGAGAACAAUUAUUCAUUUAUUUGACUUAGCUUCAAAAAUAGGUUAUAUAUCGGACAUUUUAUAUCUAGCAUUAUAUUUGUAUGAUAAAGGAAGAUAUCGUCUAGCAUUAAGUGUCACAGAAUUAGCAAAACAGAGACUUACACAGGGACAUGUAAUGUACAAUGGAAAUGUCGACCAAAAGAUGUACAGCGAUGUAGUGUGUGGCAAAUCUCCAUCAACAAAGUUAAGGAAACAUUGGGCAAGAGAUGUUACAAUUAAUGUAGAGUUUCCCUACAUAGAUGAAUUGAAGUUGGAACAGAAAAUAAGUUGGAUGAACAGAAUUGAGAUUAUCAAAUUACCCCCUUUAGUGACGUCACAUAUGUUAUGUGUACUAUGUCACUUCAGACAAGGUAACAGGCCAAAGUACCAAGAGUCUCUGGCAGACCUGCGGACAUUGUUGAUCUGCGACAAAGGUUUAUAUGUACCUUUAGAAUUAAGAGACAUAUCUUGGCAGAUCUUGGGAAUAUGUCAGAAUGUUGUUGGGGAAUUCGAAAGGGCACUGCAAUCUUAUAUAAAAUCCACUGAGCAAAUUCAACGCCAUAAGAUAAAGAAAGCUUCAGAGAUUAGAAUAGAUGAGGUAUACAAACAAUUGGGUUUGUAA